AUGUUUCAAGGUGAGACUGUUACAAAGAAGGAGUGGGUAGAUAUAUCAGAAGCACAUGAUGGAAAAGUCAUGAAAUGCACACUGAGGACCGGAAAAGGCGCUAGGCCUCGCAGAUGCCAAAAAGUCGCAAUUCAUUAUACAAUGUCGCUCGAAAACGGGCCAAAAGUCUAUUCAACACGCGAUGAAGGCAAGCCAUUUGACUUUACAGUAGGAUCAUGCGAAAUUCCAGCAUUUAAUGCUGCUGCUUUGAAUAUGGUUGGAGGUGAACGAGCUGAAUUAAAGAUUGAUUCAUCAAUGGGUUACGGUGAAGCUGGACAUCCUCCAACAGUUCCACCAAACGCAAAUCUCUUUGUUGAACUCGAUUUAUUAUACAUUCUCGAAGAUAUGCCAAAAGAAGAAGCCAUCAAACAGGCAGAAGAAGUUAACAAACGUGCUGGUGAAGCAUAUCGUAACGAAAAAUACGAAGAAGCUUCAGUUCUUUACCAUGAAUGCUGCCAAAUCCUUCAAUGCCAUACUGGUGAUGACUUAGAUCUCUUAUUCGAUAAGUAUCGCUCAAACCUUUCCACAGUUUACUCUAAAUUAGGAAAAUGGGGAGAAUCAAUGCAUAAUGCCGAAAGAAUUCUUCAAAAGGACAAGACAAAUCAACGCUGCAUCCUUAGAAAGCUUGAUGCGUUAAUUCAUCUCGGAAGACUUGAAGAAGCUGAAGAAUAUCUUAAGAAAGGCUUAGAAUUAUCAAAUAACGAUCCUGUAUUUUCAUCACGUACAAAAGAUAUUGAAAAAGCUAGCGCAGAAAUGAAAUCUGCACAAGAAAAUGUAUAUAAGAAGAUGGCAGGUAAGAAAUUCUUCUAA
Molecule: messenger RNA, 849 nt
Organism: Trichomonas vaginalis G3
Lineage: Eukaryota; Parabasalia; Trichomonadida; Trichomonadidae
Product: FK506 binding
Exons: 1
Coding region: 1-849 (282 amino acids)
Molecular function (GO): protein binding; peptidyl-prolyl cis-trans isomerase activity
Source: RefSeq, a predicted model, not a curated record